AUGCACUUGAAAAUCAACCAAGAAGGGGGAAAUCAAACUGCUCCUGCGGUAUUUAUUCUUCUUGAUUUUAAUAGUGAAGAUCUUCAGACUUUCUUUUCCAUACUGUUUCUACCCAUCUAUACUGUGACCAUGGCUGGGAACAUCGUCAUUAUCUUUCUAGUGAUCCUCAGUCAGAAUCUUCACACACCCAUGUAUUUCUUCCUGGGAAACCUGUCCUGCCUGGAGACAUGUUACAGCUCAACCAUCAUGCCAAGGAUGUUGGUCAGUUUCCUGAGUGGGGACAGAACUAUUUCUAUUAGUGGAUGCUUUGUACAAUUGUAUUUCUUUGGGUAUCUUGCAACAACUGAAUGUUACUUUCUAGCUGUCAUGUCUUAUGAUCGUUAUUUAGCAAUAUGCAAACCAUUGCAUUAUGCAAUGCUCAUGAAUAACAAAAUUUGUAUCCUGCUAAUUGCUGGAUCUUGGAUCAGUGGAUCAUUGUUUAUCAGUCUCAUAAUAUUCUUGGUAUCUCAGCUGAGUUUCUGUGGACCCAACAAAAUUGAUCAUUUUUUCUGUGAUUUGAUCCCAAUGAUAAGACUCUCAUGCAAUGAUACCCACUUGGUUGAAACUACUGCCUUCAUAAUCUCCUUUAUAGGUACUCUCGCUCCAUUUCUAAUAACUGUGACAUCUUAUGUUUGUAUCAUCAAGAGCAUUUUAAGAAUCCCAUCUACUACAGGGAAACAAAAGGCAUUCUCUACUUGCUCCUCUCAUCUCACUGUGGUUGCCUGCUUCUAUGGCUCCUUGAUGAUAGUUUAUGUCUUACCAAACAUGAGUUCCCUGAGUGAUUUAAAGAAACUGUUUUCUCUGUUCUAUACUCUGCUUACUCCUCUGGUCAAUCCUCUUGUUUACAGUUUGAGAAACAAAGAAGUAAAGGGAGCAGCAAAGAAAAUUUUAAAGAUGCUUCGCAGAUCUAAUUAA
Elgaria multicarinata webbii is the source of this 954-nucleotide messenger RNA. RefSeq names its product olfactory receptor 11A1-like. Gene Ontology annotation, cellular component: membrane. Gene Ontology annotation, biological process: G protein-coupled receptor signaling pathway. The record is from RefSeq and is a predicted model, not a curated record. Lineage: Eukaryota; Metazoa; Chordata; Lepidosauria; Squamata; Anguidae. Bases 1 to 954 code for a protein of 317 amino acids. The transcript has a single exon. Gene Ontology annotation, molecular function: olfactory receptor activity; G protein-coupled receptor activity.